Messenger RNA from Notolabrus celidotus (New Zealand spotty), 2728 nucleotides. RefSeq names its product SHH signaling and ciliogenesis regulator sdccag8 (gene sdccag8). Bases 372 to 2489 code for a protein of 705 amino acids. Gene Ontology annotation, cellular component: centrosome; centriole. Lineage: Eukaryota; Metazoa; Chordata; Actinopteri; Labriformes; Labridae. Gene Ontology annotation, biological process: neuron migration; establishment of cell polarity; centrosome cycle. The record is from RefSeq and is a predicted model, not a curated record. The transcript is spliced from 18 exons.
AAUUCCCCGUAUUCACCGCUGAGGGGCGGGCGUGCAACUACUAACUGCGUCUCCAAAGAAAUGACUACAACAACCAUAGACAUAUGACUACAACUCCCAGCAUCCGGCUGAGUUGACGGAAGUCGGCGCGGUUUGCAGCUGGUUACCUUGUUUUGAAAUUCAUGGACUGAAAUCCACAACGGGCGAUAAGGCGAUAAUACACAGAUUACAUAGUAAAGCCGAGAACACCGCCCGCUCAGGAGGGCAGAGGUGUUAAAACGAACCUGUUUCUGCUGAGAACCAGUGACCGUGACGACGUGCAGUUGUUGUAGUUUAUGAGGAUAGCAUGUGAAGUCUGAAACAAAGCGUGAUCCAGCGUGUGUAGAGAAUUAAUGAAACCCUUAGACUCAGACGAGGAGGAAGAGGAGCAGCUAGGUGCUUAUCACAAGGAGCUGAGACAGCGGGCUAACCAGAGCAUACAGCAGCUGAGCAGUACUCUGGAUCAGCUGACGCCUGAUGGAGAAGAGGUGGAGGAGCCCAGAGGCAGUGAUGUUAGACCCUUCACUGCCAUGUCAGAGGAGGCUGCAUGGAGCCAAAAGACACAGAGUGAAGCAGUUAAUCAGUUGAAGAGCCUUCUACUGAAGCAGUGUAAAGAAAUUCCUUCAUCUCUCUCACCUUCAAAGAAACAGUCUCCGUCCAAGAGGGUUCAACAGGAAGGAAGGUCCAGUUUGCCUGCUUUUCAGGAUCUGGUCCCAAUGAGUCACAACCAGUCAGAGUACAUCCAACACCUGGAAGCUGAGGUCAAAUUUUGCAAAGAAGAGCUGCAGGGGUUGAAACAGCGGGUCAGAGUGGUGGUGAUCGAGAACGAGAAGCUGCAUUCAGAAAUUAAAUCCAAAGCUGCCGAGGACUCUUUGAAAGAUUACACCAUCGGAAACGCCACGGUGAAUGAGAGUUUGGCAGCCUCCAAAUCAGGCCACAGUGUGCUGCAGAGUCCUGAACACACCACAUGGAAAAACGAGCUGGAACAGUUGAAAGGGAUCUACCAGGCUCAGACUGGAAGCUUGGAGGCUCAGGUCAUCUCUCUUAGGAAGGAUCUGUCAGUCAGUCAAAGGGAGUGUGAGGAGCUGAAAGUUCGUCUGAGACACAGGGAGAAACAGGCUGCAGAUAAACAGAGGUCUGGCGGGGCCCCUUGUGUUGCAGGAUUGUGUCUGAAGUGUGCACAGCAUGAGGCUGUAUUGGCCGGGACUCACACGAAUCUACAUGUCCAGGCCAUUGACAGGCUCACAAAGGAGCGUGAUGAGUUACUUGUGGCUCUGCAAGCUGUGCGUGCCAGUCAACAGGAGGCCCAACAGAGGGAGUGGUCAGCCUGUCUUCAGGUCAAACAGGCCGUGGAGAUGGCUGAAGAAGCAAAUCUGUAUAAAGCGAGGGUGGAGGUGCAGUUUGAGCAGCUGUCCAGGGAGCUCACUCGACAGAGGGAACAAAGAGAACAAGAAGCACAGGCUUUGCCAAAGAGACUUGCUGAGGCCAGAGAGGAGGGUCGAGCUGAGGCUCGCAAACAGAAAGAGGAGCUGGCACAUACAGUGUCCAGCCUCUCCCAGCAAGUUGCUGAGCUGGAAGGGCAGCUAGACAGAGCUCAUCGAGACAAGAGCUCGCUGACCAAUCAACUGGAUGAUACUCUCCACAGACUGACCACUCAGGAACAAGACAAUACCAAGGUGUGUGUGGAUCUGCGUUAUCAACUCAGCCAGGCCCAGCUGAAAAAAGAGGAGGCAGAGAGUGAGCUCCGAGAGCUCAACACCAAGACCAGUAGACGGAUGGAAAAGGCUGCACAGGAAGUGGAAAGGCUGAGCUCAGAGCUGGUUGGCUGCCGGCAGCAUCUGGAGGCGGUCCAAAAGGACGGGAGCCAAUGGCAGGCCGAAGCCCUGAGCCUAGCAGAACAGCUGGCAAAUGCCCAGCGCCAACUGCACCUCACCAGACAGGACAGAGAGAGCGCAGAUCGAGCUCAUGAGGAGGAGAUGGCGUCCGUGACUCAGUCUGCACGGGAAAAGGAGAGAGAGAUGGCUGCACUGCUGCAGAAAACAGAGGCUGAAUACCAGCUGAGAGUUGAGGAGUUGGAUGGUCUGCUGAGUUCCCAGAAUUCCCUGAUCAGGAAGCUGAAGGAUGGAUGCUGCAUGCUUGGGGCACGACUGGAGGCAGUAACUGAAAACAACAGAAGUGAGAUGGAGCAGCUGGCCCUGGAGAAGCAGCACCUAGAAGAGACGGUGAAGAGUCUGAGAGCUCGCUGCUCCGACAUGGAGGAACAGUGUGUCCAACACGGCCGCAUGCACCAGCGCAUGAAAGACAGACUGCAGCAGUUGGACCGUCACUGUCAGAGCAGCGCCCAGCAGGUGUGUGAGCUGCUGGCCAAACAGAACCAGCUGAUGCAGGAGAGAAACACACUCAGCGAGGAGAUGCAGAGCCUACACACAGAGCUGCCAAACAUGAGACGCGUGGAGAGUGUGUCCACCUGAGUCUGUCCUACCUGUCUCCUCCUCUGAGUCUGGAUGUCCUCAGAAACCUCCUGUAGACGAGAACAUAUCAAACUAUUACUGAUGAUUAUUACACUGUGUGAUAUGCAGUAUGACGGGUUGUGUGCACAUUUUGUGUUGUACGUUUGGCAGUAUAGUGUCCCUGCGAUUUACUGAGUGGAUGUAGAAACCAGGAUGUUUGUUAGCCUUCUUUUUUCACAUUAAAUCUUUUGAAUAAAUAA